GUUUCAGAUCGUUGCGUAAAGCAUUUUUAUGGUGCAACGUUUAUUUUUGCUCAAAUUAUGGCCUCUUCCAAGCAAGAAGACAAUAACCGGAAGCUGUUGGAAGAACUAAAUCGAACUCGACAAUUGAUGAUGAAGAACUCGGGGGCAUCGAGCCGUUCGUUGGCAUCGGAUUCAAUAGCUCCGCGUUGUGACCCACGUACGGUUCAAUUAGUAAAUAAUUUGGAGUCGCAAACAUCGAUUACAUUUAUCCCGACCAACUCACAAUAUAAUAAUACCAUAUUACCUGUCUUUCCAAGAAUACCACCUCCUUGAUGUGGUGCUUCUUUACUUGAGUUCCUCUGGAUUUAUCGAUUCGGCUAUGAAGCACAGCGUGCACCUUAGCAUGCUGAAAUAUGAAAUGAAGUCUUUUUCCUUCCAGUUAUGUUAUCAUGAACAUACAGUCGCAG
Molecule: messenger RNA, 446 nt
Organism: Loa loa (African eye worm)
Lineage: Eukaryota; Metazoa; Nematoda; Chromadorea; Rhabditida; Onchocercidae
Exons: 4
Coding region: 58-312 (84 amino acids)
Source: RefSeq, a predicted model, not a curated record